Molecule: messenger RNA, 1131 nt
Organism: Eremothecium gossypii ATCC 10895
Lineage: Eukaryota; Fungi; Ascomycota; Saccharomycetes; Saccharomycetales; Saccharomycetaceae
Product: ADL044Wp
Exons: 1
Coding region: 1-1131 (376 amino acids)
Source: RefSeq, marked provisional
AUGCCGGUUGUAAACAGAGAGCUGGACCGCGCAUGGAACGUGGUGCGAGUCGUAGACGCCUGUGACAUAGGAGAAGCCCAGGUAAUUGAAGAUGCGCUAAACUUUGACGACGUGCUCUCCAAUACGAGCAGUGACGAAUCUGAGUGCGUUUUCAAGCCGAAUACGGCGGACAAUGGUGGCGGGCUGGAGAGCGAAGCAGAAGGGAGCGAAUAUGGACAGAGCACAUUUGUGCAGGCAGAUUCCGAGGAGUCUACAGUCCCGAAAGAACAUAGUGAAUGCGACAACCCCGUUGCAGGCAACGGAGAGCGCGCGACGCAUCCAGUAAGUCGAAUCGGAAGUCUUUCUACCCUUCAAGUGGUGCUGUUGACCUCUUCCACCACGGUGGUAGCAUACUACUGGCUGCAACAGUUAUGGUUUUGGUUGCGACCCCAGAACACGGGCUACCCUAGUCCUGGAGUGAUGACUCCGUCUGUAUUGGGACUGGGUAACGAUGAUACGCUAGUGUUCAAUAGCGCUGGACUACCCGUGCCCUUCGAAAAGUAUGGGACUAAAAGGUUUAUGGUUGACUUCGAGAAUAAGGUCGCCUAUCCCGUACAUGCCCCGGAAGACUUUCUGGCACUGUAUGCUGGUAAGUAUGUUGUAUCCAACGUGCUAUCUUACCAAGUGGCUUUACUUUAUCGACUUAACUAUGAGUGGCUGCCCAAGCUCGCUUACAAGUACCAGGUUUUCAGAACACAUAUCCACGACAGCCUCUCCGCUCCAGCACAUCAACUAGGUGCAUAUUGUCUGCCAAGCUAUUCUGCAUUGAGGCAAAUAGCUGCCUCUGCAAGCGAUAAUGUGCGGGAAAUAGUGACUAUAUACAUUCAACGGACAUGCCGAACAGUGGAGAUCUCCUAUGAAGGGGCAGUUCAUGCAUUAAGUACUAUGUUCAGGGAGCUGCAGCCAAAACUGAAUAUACCACUCCAGAGGUUCGAAAGUAGGCUUAUAUCUAUAAAGCAAAGAACGGUGGAGCCCUUGCUACAGUCUGGUCUGCUUAACUACAAUGCUCUCAGACGGUGGGGACUGAGAAAGACGGUCCUGGUCGCUACACAAGUGCGCAAAUAUGUGGCCAAGUGUGCCUCUAUCUUCUGA